Molecule: messenger RNA, 924 nt
Organism: Lodderomyces orthopsilosis Co 90-125
Lineage: Eukaryota; Fungi; Ascomycota; Pichiomycetes; Serinales; Debaryomycetaceae
Product: mitochondrial 37S ribosomal protein mS35
Exons: 1
Coding region: 1-924 (307 amino acids)
Biological process (GO): mitochondrial translation
Cellular component (GO): mitochondrial small ribosomal subunit
Molecular function (GO): structural constituent of ribosome
Source: RefSeq, a predicted model, not a curated record
AUGAAACAACUAGGCAGCUCCUCUAUCCUCUGCAGGAUAAGGCAAUAUUCCUCUUCAUCAGCGAACAAACCGGAGUUAUUCCUCAACCCACAUGCUUGGCAAGGAUUACCAGCAGAUCAAAUUUUUCAAUUACAUCAAAUUAGAAAAAAGUAUCUAGGUGAUGCUUACAAUCCCACCAACGAAGAAAGAACUGCUAUCUUAUCCACAAUUACAUCACUCACAGCUAACAAACCAGCGUUGGACUAUGCAUUUGAAAUUGAGAAUUUUAAGGAACGAAUCAUGAACAAUACUCCAAUGAAGGAUAGAGGUAAACCUCAAAAAUUGAGCAACAUGUUUGUGAUAAACACAGGAGCUGAACCACAUCAUGCUAGACGUAUAGAGAAUUUGCACAGAGUUUCAGCUUUUGAAAUGCCUUUAUUGACCAAGUAUCGUCAACCUUACACGCCAAAACCAAAAACACAAGCUCCCAUCAAAUUGACGUACAAUUCUGAUUUCAGUGACGACAUAUCUAACAAACACAACAGAAAGGUCACAUUACAUGUUGAACUUAAAGAUUUAGAGCUUACCAAAGAGCAAGAACAUAAAUUUAAAGUGCUUGCUGGUCGAAGAUUUCACCAUGGGUCUGAUUCGUUUCAGUUAAAGUGUGAAAGAUUCCCUCAAGCCGCUCAAAAUGUAAGUUGGUUAGUUGACACAUUCAACAAACUAUUGGCAGAAUCCAAAGACCUCAGCAAAGAAGCUUUUGCUGAUAUACCAUUAGAUAAACGUCAUAUGAAAACUUGGACCACGAAACCAAAACCAGUAUUCCCUGAGGAAUGGAAGAGACCACAAGAUGCUCCAACAAAGAGACAUGAAAUAAUUAGUCAACUUGUAGAGAUGAGUAAAGAGAAGUUGGACGCUGACCAACUCCACAAGAUCUCAUCUUGA